AUCACCUUCUCUUUCCUUUAUUUCUCCCUCUGAUGUUUAACUUGUAGCGUAACCUUCUAUGCUAAAACCCUUUCUUUCAUCUUUUCGUCUUCCUUGACAUAAAAGAAAACGAAAAGAGAGAAAGAAAGGAAUAAAACAGAUAAAAGUAAAUCUCUUCUAUAUUUUACUUGUUGAAAUCAAAUAUAAAAGGGCGAUCCCACCUCAAUCAGUUCACAUUUCGGCAAUUUCGACAGAAUUUUUAUAGACAGUGAAGAAUUCCAUUUAAAGGUUUGUUUUGAUGCAAUCGUGGAGAGAUGAAAUUUUUGUUGGAGUUUGUAACAUGUUGUUCCUCGCCAAGGCUCCAUCCGGACGAUGAGAAGUCCUUUGUGCUACCGGCACCACCGGCACCAUCUCCAGCAUCAUCUCAUGUUGCUGCUAAUAAUUCAUACGCUUCACGCACACGUCGUCGCACAAAGCGGCCAAAGAAGAAGGUUAGCAGUCAAGAUUGGAGGCCAUCAUUAGGAGCGAUUGCGGAGGACAAUAUGACCACGGGAACGACGCCACCACCAACGAGAGGGGGUCGACGGAGCACAUCUACAACUGUUUCAGGAAGAGAUGUUAAGAGAAAGAGCAAUGGCGGUGGCGGUGGCCGUUGUGAUGGCGGUGUCGUCCCUCCCUCUAGUAGCGUGAAGGUUCGCCCACGUAGUCACAACGACCAUCAUUAUAGGUCACCUACCAUCCCUACUAUUAUCCCCCCAUUCUCUGCAUCGCCAUUCAUGUUCUGAUUUUUUCGAACAUCAUAGUUCGUUGGAUUCAUGAAAAGCAAAUGCAUGUAGAUAUGUACACGAGCUAUUUGCUUAGGGAAAAAAAAAACAUAAUGUAACAUUUUUUGGUGACUUUUGUGUCUUGUGAAUAGAUGAAUUCUUCCUCAUAUUGUCAUUAUGACAAUAAAAUUUUGCUCUACGUAAUCUACAAUUCAAA
Messenger RNA from Arachis ipaensis, 960 nucleotides. RefSeq lists its product as uncharacterized. Lineage: Eukaryota; Viridiplantae; Streptophyta; Magnoliopsida; Fabales; Fabaceae. The record is from RefSeq and is a predicted model, not a curated record.